Messenger RNA from Boeremia exigua, 801 nucleotides. RefSeq lists its product as uncharacterized. The record is from RefSeq and is a predicted model, not a curated record. Bases 1 to 801 code for a protein of 266 amino acids. The transcript has 2 exons. NCBI's taxonomy places the organism in Eukaryota, Fungi, Ascomycota, Dothideomycetes, Pleosporales, Didymellaceae. Gene Ontology annotation, cellular component: nucleus. Gene Ontology annotation, biological process: regulation of transcription by RNA polymerase II.
AUGUCAUACUACUCACCGGAAGUAGACAUGGUUCUACUCGCACCAGAAGACAACAUGGGCGCCAUGUCGCCCUUUAGUACAUGUCAAUCACCACCGAACAUCAUGUACUCGUCACCACCCCUCCAUCAGAUGACACACGCCGUACCGACUACUCUCCCAAGCAACGGGCCCAUCUACGCGCACCCGCAGUACAGGCCAAUCAUGAACUCUCCAUACCCGCAACAUAGCCCGUGGCCUUCUCAAGCGAUGCCGAUGCCGCCAGUCUCAUCGUACUCGUACCCAUCAUUUACAAACAUGACCGCUGGUCCCGUUCUCGCACCUGAUACAAACCUCCUCUCUCAAUCUUUCGCAGGCCCGCGAACAUCAAGGUCACACUCGGCCUCAUCCUCUGGCAAUCCCGGACUCACAUCAAGUGCUCACUCAGAAAGAACACCACCGCGAUCUUUGUCUCCGAGCUCACCAGACCUUCGAGCCUAUGGCUUUCCUAACAAGAACGGAACGUGGUCGUGCGCUUAUCCAGGAUGCACAUCAAGAGCAGUAUUUACCCGAGGAUGCGACCUUCGUAAGCACCACAAGAGGCACAGCAAGAACUUCUUCUGUAGGCACGCGGAAUGCCCUCAAGCUACUGGUGGAGGUUUCUCAAGCAAGAAAGACCUGGCACGACACGAGGCCAAGCACAAUCCCGGUGUUCUGUGCGACUGGGCCGGGUGCGACAGGGUUUUCAGUCGAGUCGACAAUAUGAGAGACCACGUUAAGAGGAUACACCACAAGGCUUCUCGAAAGUCAUCGGCAGCAUCGUAG